This is a messenger RNA of Aspergillus aculeatus ATCC 16872, 1651 nucleotides long. Its product is annotated as questin oxidase family protein. NCBI's taxonomy places the organism in Eukaryota, Fungi, Ascomycota, Eurotiomycetes, Eurotiales, Aspergillaceae. The coding region runs from base 224 to 1450 and encodes 408 amino acids. The transcript is spliced from 4 exons. Gene Ontology annotation, molecular function: oxidoreductase activity. The record is from RefSeq and is a predicted model, not a curated record.
CGAUUGUGUACUGCAGCUUGAAAUUGUUAUGCUUGUAACUUGGCUUGAGAUUAGCGCUUCACUGUGGCGUUGAUCUCUCAUACCCAUCCUCAAUAGCAUAUCGCCUGAUCUCAACGUUGAAGACCCACCGGACGCCAACAAAGUGAUCCGCUCCCUUGACUUUUACAACUUAUCGGCCUCUUCACUACUCAUUGUUGUUAUUGUAAUACCUACUAAAAAAACCAUGGAUAUGAUCUCUUUCCUGCCCUCAAUCGGUCGAUGGAGACCGUGGGGAGAUUCCAAAGUCUUCAAUAUCUCUCCGGUUGAAGUGCAUGAGAUCGACACGGCCCAAGAGAAGCCUGCCCGUGCUCUGAAGCAUCUACUUAAACUGAACCACGCCAACUACGCUUUCUUGUGGAAUGAACGCAAAUUUCACAACCAUGCACCUCAUAUCCUCAGUUCAGCCUUCCUGCAAGGCGCAGAUGCAGAUGACCUGAAUCGUAUAUACGAAAACGAGUCCAAAUCUCUCGAUCCCUGGGAAAACUCUCCCGGCGAAAUCAGUACAUAUGACUGGCGGGACUAUCUUUCGCGCCGAGAAUACCAACGUGCGUUCGUAGACUUCUUCGAGGAUGAACUCGUCCGGCAUAGCUAUGACUGGAAAGAAGUCGCUUUUCAGUACCUUUUUUCAGGCAAAGAACCGAUGUUCAGCUCUCUUGUUGCAGAUCUUGGACACCCCCUUAUUCACCUCGCAUAUGCUUUCGAGAUGUCCAGUCGCGAAGUAGCUAUGGAGGCACUUGGUAUGGCCGCUACCUGCUACGGUAGUAUCCAUAAAUACCUUGACGACCCAUCCUACUCCAAGAUCGAACCCUCCUACCACACCACUUCUCUAUUCGAGGUCCUCGCCAAAGUCCGAGCUGACAAGCAAUUCGACAAUCUCUUCACUACUUCGGGCGAGGAAAACAUCGAAGUUCUCUUCCGCAACCACGAAGCGGCCCUCCUCAAUCACUGGAACGCAUGGACGAUCCAAGAUCCCGUCACUCAGUUCCGCGAGAGCCAGGAAGUGGCUGCGGCGCUGCUGACCGCCACAGUGUCCGCCGCCCGCCCCAAGUACGACUUCUUCCUCGUCCACACUCUCACGACGAGCCACGCGGUGCGGAUCCUGCUCCCUCUCAUCCCAGGGAAGUUCCAGAUGGCUUUGGUCCGGCAGUGGUGGCUCAUGGCGCUGAGCGUGUAUGUCGCGGGGCUCCGACCGGAGAUCGAUCUUGAGAGGGUCAGGGGAUACGAGCUCAAAGGCCGAGAUUGGAAAUGGACGGCACACAUGGCCGUCAAGGGGCAGUACUCGACGGACGCACACUACGUCAAGGCGAUCCGGGCUUUGAGAGAAGCGGCCAAUACGUGGGGGGAUCCGGAGAAGUUCUAUCUUCGGGCGGCUGUUCGAUUUGCAGAUGAGUUCGAUGAUUGGGCGUUCUAAGAUGGGAAAACAGCGUAUGAGAUACUGAGAUUAUCAAAUUUGGUUGCGGUUUUGUUAUACGGUAGUUCUGGUUCCGUGGGGGUAUGACAUGGUUUAUUGGCUGGAUGCUAUUUCGUCACCUGUACCCUAGUCUAGUGUAUCAGAUUGGCAACUCUUUGUAUUGUAGUGACAGUGUCGCCAAAUUGAGACAUCGUGCUUGCG